Molecule: messenger RNA, 1874 nt
Organism: Xiphias gladius (swordfish)
Lineage: Eukaryota; Metazoa; Chordata; Actinopteri; Istiophoriformes; Xiphiidae
Gene: hsd17b12a
Product: hydroxysteroid (17-beta) dehydrogenase 12a
Exons: 11
Coding region: 1-993 (330 amino acids)
Cellular component (GO): endoplasmic reticulum
Molecular function (GO): oxidoreductase activity
Source: RefSeq, a predicted model, not a curated record
AUGAACUGGAUGAACGCCGAGGAGAUGCUCCGCAGGGCCGAGACGCCUCUCUUCUGGGUCGGCGCGUUAACCGUGGCCUCCCUGGCGCUGUGGCUGCUCUACAGGCUGCUCUCGGGCUUCAGGAUCUGGGUCCUGGGAAACGGGCAGCUGCUCUCCCCGAAGCUGGGCAAAUGGGCAGUUGUGACGGGAGCCACGGAUGGAAUUGGGAAAUCCUAUGCGGAGGAGCUGGCUCGUCGCGGAUUUGCCAUGAUGCUGAUCAGUCGCUCCCAGGACAAGCUGGACUACGUGGCCCGGUCACUUGCGGAGCAGUUUAAAGUGGAGACCAGGACCAUUGCGGUUGACUUUGGCAAGACAGACAUCUAUCCCAAGAUCGAGGCGGGGCUGGCUGGUCUAGAGAUUGGUGUUCUUGUCAACAAUGUUGGUGUGUCUUACCCCUACCCUGAGUACUACCUUCACAUUCCUGAUCUGGACAACUUCAUCACAAAUAUGAUCAACGUCAACAUGACCUCAGUGUGCCAGAUGACCCGUCUGGUGCUGCCCAGGAUGGCUGAGAGGUCCAAAGGUGUUAUCCUCAACAUCUCCUCUGCCAGUGGAAUGUACCCCGUCCCUCUGCUCACAGUCUACUCUGCCACAAAGGCCUUUGUGGAUUUCUUCUCUCGUGGCCUUCAGGAGGAGUACAGGCGUCAGGGCGUCAUCAUUCAGAGUGUGCUGCCCUUCUUUGUGGCCACUAAGAUGACCCGUAUCAGGAAGCCCACCCUGGACAAGCCCACCCCGGAGCGCUAUGUGGCAGCUGAGCUCACCACUGUGGGUCUGCAGAGCCAGACCAACGGCUACUUCCCCCAUGCCGUCAUGGGUUGGGUGACCACCAAGCUGGUGCCGAGCAGCAUUGUUAUCUUCCUGGGAGCCCGAAUGAACCGUCUGCAGCGUACCGGAUACCUGCAUAGGAGGAAGCUGCGGGAGCAGAAGAAUGGAGCAAGUCUGAAGAGUGAAUAGGGAAGACGAUUGGCGAUUCUGCAGGGAACUCUCGCGCUGCUCUGACCCGGUGCAGUGUUUAAGGGAAGAGAGAGAGAGUUUCGUAUCUGUGUGAUUGAUUUUCCAGGGUUGCCUGAGAUUUCACCUUUUGUUCUUUCAGUAAAUAAACACAUCGCCGCUUAUGUAUGGCUUUGUGUUUUAAAAACGGCAAUCUGCCCUAAUGUGGUUCGUCUGGAGCAAAAUAGCCAAAGAAGGAAGGAGCUGAAAUGGUAAUAAAAUGCUGCUCUGGGCGAAUGACAUAAAUAUUUUUUGUUCCUGACACUGAUAGUGGAAUUUAUACAGCCAAAAAUGAGUGAUUUGUUAACCCUGCUGUUAUAAGCAGUGGAAAAUGGUGGUGGGCAUCUUUUUAUAAAUAUAUAUGUAUAAUUAUUUAUUUUAUAUUUGUAUGAACACAUGAACCAAACUCGCCUUUUUAAGACUAGCUUUCAACCUAGUCCUGUUUCACGAGUCAUUGAGCCAUUUAAAGAUGGCAAUUUCUGCUUUCUUUCAUGUCCGCUUACAUGCAUCGCUGAGCUGGAUUCAUCAACCAUUGGCUCUUUUUUUUUUUUUUUUUUUGUUGUUGUUUGUUUUGUUUUUUUUGUUUUUUGUUUUUUACUUUUCCCUUGAUUAUUGCUUGUUUACUGUAUAUUUAAAAUGAUACUUUGUGGUGGGUUGUUGUUACACCAGUGUAUCAGUUGUUCUAAACCAAAGUUUUUCAUAGUUAUCGUUCGACGCUGGUCAGAUCCAAGCAUUGAGCAGGGAACUACACAGUUGCUCAAUUUUCUGCCUCGUUUAAUCAAAAUGCAACCAAAGGAAAACUUUUUUUUUUUUUUAAGCUUAAUCUCUACACAUUGAGUUCAAUC